AUGGCCACAGAAGAAGCAUCACGACCAAAGUUUGACAACCUUCCUGGGAUCGACACCGCACCAGACGUUUACGAGACCCCCGAACUUGCUGAAGAUGUCUCAACAAUACAAGCCUCGACGGCGAUAUCCGAGUCAGACUACGGUUCUGAUGCAGACAGCGCUGGUGUCAGCCACCAACGUCUGCAGCCUGGCGAGGCGCGCAACCGUUUUCAGACCUCGCGUGUAGACGCCAACGGCGUGGACUUCUCGGAUAAUGCCGCGCAACGGCAGGCAUACCGCAUAUACACACGGCAUCGGCGGCGAGGAGACAUUAUGGGCGACGACAGCGACGAAGAGCAGGAAGGCUUCUCGCGGAAGCUCAUGAGAGUGAAGCAGGAGUUGCAGGAGCUGGAGGACGAGUACGAGCAGAGGAAGCGGUCCGGGGAUAAGGCGCAGAUCGAGGAACGAGACGCCAAGGAGGUCAUGGACCUCAUCUCAGAUAAGGUCGACGAGCUCUAUGCAAGGCGGAGGGGAGGAGCAGAACCGCUGCUCGACAGGACAAUACAGAAGUUCACUGACUACAAGCCCUUUGCGCCAAGCUCGAAAAUCGCAGCAGCCAUCGCAAAGCAACCUCCUUUGCCUGGAUCGCAAAUCCAAAGGAGUCAAUUGGAGCAUGUGUUGAACCAGGUGGCUGAGUUCGACAUGAGAAUAACGCAGAUGGAGAGUAGCCUUGGGCUUAAUGGCACUUCUCUUCCUGAGACGAGCGAGGAUUCCACGUUACCAGUCUUCACGACAUUACAAAGGCUAGAGCAAACGCUUGGCGCUAUUGGCGACGCCUCGACAAACAAUCUUGACGGCGCAUCACAGCAAAUUAAGAGACUGAUAGAGGAGGCUGAGGACCUCAAAGAAGCGCGACUGGAAGCAUCGCGCGCUGGAACUUCGGACGACACCCCAACGCCUGACCAGGAGGCUAAGAUCAAUGCACUCUACGGCACAUUGCCUUCAAUCGACAGGCUCUCGCCAAUCCUGCCCCUGGUGCUCGAGCGCCUACGUACAUUGCGCCUUGUACAUACGAGCGCUUGGCAAGCAGACAAGCUACUGACUGAACUGGAGUCGCGGCAGUCGAAGCAAGAAGAAGAGAUUAAGAAGUGGGAGGAGCAACUAGAACUGGUAGAGGAAGACGUAAAGAAGCAGGAGAAGGCAAUGCAAGGGAACGUCAAGGUCGUAGGUGAUGAUAUCAAGAUGCUAGAGGAUAAGAUCGCGAAGCUGCUUGCAGAGGGAAAACAGUAG
Messenger RNA from Didymella exigua CBS 183.55, 1269 nucleotides. RefSeq lists its product as uncharacterized. The transcript has a single exon. Gene Ontology annotation, biological process: mitotic spindle organization. NCBI's taxonomy places the organism in Eukaryota, Fungi, Ascomycota, Dothideomycetes, Pleosporales, Didymellaceae. Gene Ontology annotation, cellular component: dynactin complex; cytoplasm. The record is from RefSeq and is a predicted model, not a curated record. Bases 1 to 1269 code for a protein of 422 amino acids.